Cantharellus anzutake is the source of this 696-nucleotide messenger RNA. Its product is annotated as amino acid permease-domain-containing protein. The record is from RefSeq and is a predicted model, not a curated record. Bases 109 to 609 code for a protein of 166 amino acids. Gene Ontology annotation, biological process: amino acid transmembrane transport. The transcript is spliced from 4 exons. Gene Ontology annotation, cellular component: membrane. Gene Ontology annotation, molecular function: amino acid transmembrane transporter activity. Lineage: Eukaryota; Fungi; Basidiomycota; Agaricomycetes; Cantharellales; Hydnaceae.
GUAUUAUUGCCGAUCAACUAACAAUAAUAGACCAGACCCGCUUAUAAGAACCUUGAUGGCUUGGGCUUCCCCUUCUCUAGAUCCCCCGCUUCCCUUGCCCUCUUCACGAUGUCGUACCAGCCAAAAGAUCCCGAGAAGGACAGAACCCCCUCCGACUUCGGCUAUGGCGAGGAGUUUAUCCCCGAUGGUCAGGAGGACACGCUCAAGCGCCAGCUCAAAUCCCGCCAUAUUGCCAUGAUAAGUAUUGGUGGUGUUAUUGGGACAGGACUCUUCCUUGGGACAGGGAGUGCGCUCUCAAAUGGUGGGCCAGUAGGUCUGCUCCUCGGUUACUCUAUCAUGGGGUCCAUUUGCUAUUGUGUCAUGAUCUCCUUGGGAGAGAUGGUCGCUUAUCUUCCUAUCCCCGGUGGCCACAUCAAACUUGCUGAACGCUUUGUCAAUCCUGCCUUCUCAUUCGCCAUGGGGUGGAAUUACUGGUAUAACUGGGUGAUCGUAUUGCCAGCCGAACUCAGUGCAGCAGCUGUGCUCAUCGACUACUGGGAAAAGCACAAGGUGAACGAUGCCGUCUGGAUCAUCAUUUGUCUCUUCGUAGUCAUCGUUAUUAACUUGUAAGUGCUUAUUGACCCUUUCCCCCAUUUGUACACCAUAUGCAAUUUGUGCAAUGAGGCCCACGCAUUCAGGCUAGUCAGUCUUCCGGCA